Molecule: messenger RNA, 4459 nt
Organism: Prorocentrum cordatum
Lineage: Eukaryota; Dinophyceae; Prorocentrales; Prorocentraceae
Source: the annotation of a GenBank genome assembly
UUCGGGGGGCUCCAGGUCCAGCCCGCCAGCCGCGAGCCACAAGAUGGCACCGAAGGGCCGCGGCGGCAGGGGCGCAGCCGCCGCGGAGCAAGCGGCGCAGGAGGCCGCGCGGGAGCGGGAGGCCGAGGGCGAGCCGGUGGAGCAGGCUGCGGAGGACGAGGAGGAGGAAGACGACGAGGACCUGGAGGCCGAGUUCGACGUCGACUCGGACGACGAGGACGAGGAGGACGAGGAGGGCGAGGAGGAGGCCGGCGAGGCGGACGCCGAGCAGGAGGAGGGCGCGCCCGCAGCCGACGACGGCGAGCGCGGCGCCGAGGGGGCGGCCACCGCGGAGGCCGCCGCCGGCGCCGGCGAGCCUGCGGCGACCGAGGCGGGUGGCGAGGAGCCCGCCCCGCCGCCCGCCAAGCGGGGCAGGCGCAGCAGCCGCGCGCCAGCCGCGGGCGACGCGUCGGCGCCGAGCGCGGAGGCGGCCGAGGCCGAGGCGCCGGCCGCGGGCGACGCGCCGGGGCCGAGCGCGGAGGCGCCGACCGGCGUGGGCGCGCCGGCGGCGGAGGCGGCCGAGGCCGAGGCGCCGCAGGCCGAGGCCGCGGCCGCGGAGGACGGUGGCGUCCUGGCGCCGCCGAAGCCGGAAGAGCCCCAGGGGCCGCGGUCAAGGCUGAUGAUCCGGGAAAUCGUGCUCACGAAUUUCAAGUCGUACGGCAACCGAAAGGUGAUCGGCCCCUUCCACAAGUCCUUCUCAUCCAUCGUGGGGCCCAACGGCAGCGGCAAGUCCAACACGAUCGACGCGCUGUUGUUCGUGUUCGGCAGGCGUGCCAAGAAGAUGCGCCUCAACAAGGUGUCCGAGCUGAUCCAUCAGUCCGCCGAGCUACCCAACGUGCCCAGCGCGAAGGUGGAGGUGACGUUCCAGGACAUCAUCGACACCGGCGACGGGCCAGAAGACUACGAGAUCGUCGAGGGAUCGUUGCUCUGCGUGGGGCGCGAGGCGUUCAGGAACAACCAGUCCAAGUACUACAUGGACGGGAAGUCCAGCAACUUCACCGAGGUGACCCAGGUGCUCCGCAAGCGCGGCGUGGACCUGGAGCACAACCGCUUCCUCAUCCUGCAGGGCGAGGUCGAGCAGAUCUCUCUCAUGAAGCCGAAGGCCCUGACACCGCACGAGGACGGCCUCCUGGAGUACCUGGAGGACAUCAUCGGCUCGAACCGCCUCGUGGAGCCGAUCGAGCAGGCGGAGGCCGCGGUCGAGCAGCUGACGGAGGGGCGCCAGGAGAAGCUCAACCGCCUCCGCGUGGCCGAGCGCGAGAAGGAGAGCCUGGACGGCCCUCGCAGGGAGGCCGAGGCGUGGGUGAGCGCCGAGGCCGAGAGGCUGGAGGUCGGGGCGCUGCUGGCGCAGUCGGAGGCCGCCCGCAGCCACGCGGGCCUGGGGGCCCUGGAGGAGCAGCACCGGGUGCUAGAGGGGCACAUGCAGGGGCACCGGAAGAAGAUGGAGGGCUUCGAGAAGCAGGUGGCGGCAAUCGAGAAGGAGCACAACGCGCGGCUUCAGGACUACAACCAGCUGAAGGAGAAGAUGGAGAAGGCGGGCGCCGCGUUCCAGGAGUUCGAGAAGCAGGACGUCAAGUUCACAGAGGACAUCGCCUUCCAGCAGCAGAAGCUGGAGAAGUUAAAGCAGACGGCGGACCAGGAGAGGGCGAACGCAAAGAAGCUGCUUGAAGACGCGGAAGACCUAAGGAACGAUGCACCAACGCGCGAGAAGGAGUUAGAGAGCGCGAAGCGCUUCAGGGCCAGCCAGGAAGAGAAGCUCGAGAAGAUCAAGCUCGGCCUAAAGGGCAAGGCGGAAGAGCUGCGGCCCCUGAAGGAGGCCAAGGAGGCCCAGCUGGUGCCCAUCCAGAAGAAGCUCACCGAGGUCCGCAAGGUCGUCGACGUGGCGAAGACGGAGGCCGACUUCAUUCGGGAGAAGACGGAGGGAGUCGCAAAGCAGAUCGAGGACAUCAAGGGCCAGCACGAGCAAUGCAGCCAGACGCUCAAAGCCCGGGAGGAGGACGCCAAGCAGGCGUCCAAGCGCAAGGCCUAUUCCCUGAGGCUGGUCGGCGAGGGGAAGAAGAAGUUGGAGGUAACGGGAGCCCAAAUUGACCAGCUGAGCCGGGAGGUCAUGGCCAUGCAAGCGAAGGCCGCGGAGGCAAAGUCCCAGCACGAAGAGGAACACGACCGCGGCAGGCUCAUCAGGUCUGUCUACGAGCAGGCCAAGGCCGGCAGGCUGAAGGGCGUGCACGGCCGGUUGGGGGACCUCGGGACCAUCCAGAAGAAGUACGAUGUGGCCGUGUCCACAGCGUGCGGCUACUUGAACGCCAUCGUGGUGGACACCACGGAGGACGCACAGGCUGUGAUCCAGUUCUGCCGAGAGAGGGAGCUUGGGCAGUGCACGUGCAUCUGCUUGGACAAGCAGAAACAUCUGGAGGCACAGGCGCGGCAGCCGAUGCAGACGCCAGAGGAUGUGCCCCGCCUGUUUGACCUGAUCCAGCCGACCAAGGAGGAAUACCGUGUGGCAUUCUUCUUCGCCUUGGGCGCGACGCUCGUGGCCAAGGACCUGGACGAGGCCUCUCGCGUCGCCUACGGCAAGAAGCGCUGGAGGGUAGUGAGCUUGAUGGGCGGGCUCAUCGAGACCAACGGCACCAUGAGCGGAGGCGGCGGCAAGGUGCAGCGGGGCGGCAUGCGCGCCUCCGUGUGCCAGUACAGCACGGAGGAGGUGAAGGCCUUCGAGCAGGCGUACGAAAAGGGCAGAGAGCAAGUAAGAGCCUUGAGGCAAGAGAAGGCCAGCUUGGAGGAGGCGCUCCAGCAGACGGAGAAGGAGAUCGCAGACGCAGAGCUUCAGGAGAAGAAGUGCAGCAUGGAGGCGGCCAGCCUCCAGAAGCAGGUAGACGCGUACAGUAAGCGCCUCGCCGAGCUCAAGGUACCGUCGUUGUCGUCUGGGGAGAAGUCUAAACUGAAGGACCUGGAGAAGAUCAUCAGCAGCCGGUCCAGCGAGCUGAACAAGGUUCAGGCGGAGCACCAGGCUGUCGAGGACGAGGUGCGAAAGCUGCACGACCAGAUCAUGAACAUCGGGGGGGAAGAGCUCAAGAACGCGACGGCGAAGGCGGAGGAGGCUACCAAGAAGUGCGAGGAGCUCCGCAAGAACAUGAAGAAGGCACUUCUUGACGCUGACAACAUGGUAAAGAAUUCUAAGGUCGCCGAGGAGGCGGCCAAGGCGGCCCUGAAGGACCAGGCCAAGAUAGAAAAGGAGCUUGUCAGGCUAAGGGAGGAGCACGCGAAGCUCGACGACAAAGCGGAGCAGGUUCUCAACACCUACAAUGGGAUCAAGGACGAACUCGUGCAGAAGGACGAGUUGCUCCAGACGCUCCGCCAGAAACGCGAAGAGGUCAUCGGCCAGGCGAACGCUCUGAAGGAGCAGGAGGUCGACCUUGUCCACGAAAUGGAGCAGAAGACGCGCACGCUGAGGGAACUGCAGGCUCGCAUCAGGGCGUGGGGCGAGAAGCUGGCCCAGUACCGGCAGGAGUACGAUCAGCUGCCCCUCGACCUCCUCGGCGAGCUUCGCGGGCCCCCCGACGCGCAGGAGGCGCAAGGCGGCGCCGAGCUGCUGCCGCGGAGAGCCAUCAGGGAGGACCUGCAGGAGCGGGAGCUGCAGCAGGUGGUGAGCGCCGACGCGGAGGCCCGCGUGCUUGCGCUCGAGGCCAACGUGAAGGACCUGAAGCCAAACCUUGCGUCUAUCGAGGAGUUCCGGCGCGCCGACAAGGAAUACAGGUCUCGGCUGGCAGACUACGACGAGGUGCACGGAAAGCGCGAGGAGGCUCGCCGUCAGUUGGAGUCGUUGCGGCAGCAGCGCCUCGAGGAGUUCAUGGACGGCUUCUCUGUGAUCUCCAUGAAACUCAAGGAAAUGUACCAGAUGAUCACUCUCGGCGGCGAUGCGGAGCUCGAGCUGGUCGACACCCUUGACCCCUUCAGUGAGGGCAUCAACUUCAGCGUGCGCCCCCCAAAAAAGAGCUGGAAGCAGAUCACGAAUCUGUCAGGUGGCGAGAAGACGCUGGCGUCGUUGUCGCUAGUCUUUGCCCUGCACCACUACAAACCGACCCCCUUGUAUUUCAUGGACGAGAUCGAUGCCGCCCUGGACUUCCGGAACGUGUCCAUCAUCGCCAACUACAUCAAGGAGCGUACCAAGAACGCGCAGUUCAUCGUCAUCUCUCUGCGAAACCACAUGUUCGAGAUGGCCGACCUGCUCGUGGGCAUAUACAAGACGCAGGACAUCUCGAAGUCCGUGGGCAUCAACCCCUACGCCUUCGAGGUCAGGAAGCCCGCGGCCCCUCAGCCUGGCCAGAAGGCCCUCCAGGAAGAACCGCCCGCUUCCCAGCCGCCCGCCAAGCGCCGGGCGCUCGCCGCAGCGCCAGAGGCGCCCGCGCACGACAUCGACUGA